Molecule: messenger RNA, 348 nt
Organism: Emericellopsis atlantica
Lineage: Eukaryota; Fungi; Ascomycota; Sordariomycetes; Hypocreales; Bionectriaceae
Product: Apc13p protein-domain-containing protein
Exons: 2
Coding region: 1-348 (115 amino acids)
Biological process (GO): positive regulation of mitotic metaphase/anaphase transition
Cellular component (GO): anaphase-promoting complex
Source: RefSeq, a predicted model, not a curated record
AUGACUCGAAUUGAAACAAGUGUGAUUGACAGCGCAAAUUGCGAGAACAAGGACGCUUGCUUCACACAGGUGCACAUGCGCUCGCCGCGCCAUGCCGAUAUCUUCGAAGACUUCUGCAAAGACAAGCUCCCCAGCGACGACAUCUACGUCCCGCCUCAACACCAGCCAAUAAACCCCGAAGACGAAGACGACGUGGUUCCAGACCAACAUGCUGCGUUUGGUAUUCAACGCGCAACACAAAAGAACAAAGAGCCAGCGUGGAAAGACCUGGGAUUGGCAGAGCUGAUGAAGAAGCAGCCAAAGGAGAGGGACGCUUUUGGUGGUUCGAGCAAAAAGGCGCCGCGGUAA